Tarenaya hassleriana is the source of this 3084-nucleotide messenger RNA. RefSeq lists its product as uncharacterized. The record is from RefSeq and is a predicted model, not a curated record. NCBI's taxonomy places the organism in Eukaryota, Viridiplantae, Streptophyta, Magnoliopsida, Brassicales, Cleomaceae. The coding region runs from base 1635 to 2396 and encodes 253 amino acids. Gene Ontology annotation, molecular function: nucleic acid binding; zinc ion binding. The transcript is spliced from 2 exons.
UAUAAAUCUUACAAAAUAUGAUAUAUAUCUAUACAAAAAUAUAUAAACAUAUAUGUGUUAUCACAAUGUCUUGGAGUUUGUGUUGUCCAACACUUAAGAUUUCGUGGACUAACACCUGGGCUACUAAAAAGAUAUUUGAAGAAUGUAUUCUCAAUAAAUGGGCUGAAGAACCAAACCCAAAGAGCCCAAACAUAUUCUACACAAGUCCAAGAAGAUAGCAACCCAUUGGAGAGGAUAUGGUGCCACCUUUGAACCCAAUUUCGGCCCACCUUUAUCAAGCACGAAUUGGGGAUGUUUUCUACAUUAUUUCAACCUCAUGAAGAGCUUCUUUAAGCCUCCUAGCCAUUGCAAGACGUUGCACAUCCACUUCCACCAACUUUCCACUUUUUUCUUACUUUAUGGUGUCUUGUUUUCCAUUACCUUUCUUUAAUGUUUUGUUAGCUCCACCUUAUGCACGAAUUUCUCUUGCUUUCUUCUGUGUUUCAAGCCUAUUUAAAGGCCCUUGUAUGUCAAGAGUGAGCAGACUUUGAAUUGAUAAGAAAUCGAGUUGCAUUUUGCUUCUUCUUCUUGGUGUGUCCGAGAGUAUCGCCUUCUGCGCAUGUGUGUGUGUGUCACCCUUAUGCAAGGUCAAAACGUGGUGGAUUCAAGGUUGGUUUGGCUUUUUGAAUCCUCUUUCAUACCCCUAUCUUCCAUCAAAAAUUGGGAAUCAUCCGAGUGCCCUUUGGCCUGGAACUUCCCUUCCAUCUAUCACCUAAACCGAGUGCUCUCGAGUGCUCUGUUUUAGUCCGAUUUGCAGAUUGUUUUUGAGGGAUUCCGAGAGCCCUUUGGCCUGGGUCUCCUCUUAAAUAUAUAUAUAUAAAUACCUUAGUGAGUCUCCAAGUGUCCCCUGGUCUUGAGCUAGCUGCUUUCGUUACCCAACGACAACAUAAGUCACGCACGUACAAACCGCAUUUCACCGAAGGAAACGAGUGAGGCUUCCUUGGUUCCGUGCAUAUAUCAUUUUUGGUAUCAGAGCCCUUUUCAAGGACCACCCUAAGGUAAAGUAUCUCUCUUUGUGUUUUACUUUCAUUUUAAUUAGAUUUCACCGUUUUGCUUUGAAGAAAAACCGAAAACCACAAAAACACUCCCACCGGUGAAGAGGUAACACUACAUCUCUUCCUACUUUGUGUUUGCUUUGUGUUUGUGUUUCGUUUGUGAUUCUUUUAAUCAAAACUCUUUGAGAAAAUCAAAAUAAAGAAGUAAGAAUGUCGGGAGAAGGAGAGACUAGCCAUGCCGCGUUAGCACAAAUCCUACAAGACAUACAAGAGCGGUUGGCACGUCUAGAGGAAUCACCAAGGAGGUCGGAACCUACUCGGGCCAGCCUUCCACGCCGUGAAGAACCUUUACGAGAACGAGAAAGAAUCCCUGUUGAAUGUCCUCCAAGACGUAGAGAAGGCAGGAACCACGUCCCAAUUGUUGAAGAUGAUGAUGACGACGAUUUCUAUCGAGAACAACAACGUCGUGCAAGAGAACACGGUAACGAUCUAAAAUUAAAAUUACCUACAUUUGCUGGUCGUGUUAACCCGGAUGCCUAUCUCGAUUGGGAGAGGCGGAUGGAUAAUAUUUUUUAGUGUUAUGAGUAUUCGGAGCACAAGAUGGUGCAAUAUGCUGCGGCACAACUCACCGACAAUGCACUAGCAUGGUGGGAUCGUGAAGUAGCGGAAAGGAGGAGAGCACGCUACGAACCAAUUUCCACAUGGCGUGAGAUGAAACUUAUGAUGAGAAAAAGGUAUGUUCCACCUCAUUUUCAUCGAGAGUUACAGAAGAAAUAUCGUACUCUAGUGCAAGGAUCUAGGUCGGUGGAAGAUUACUUCGAAGAAUUUGAAUAUCUUCGGAACCGAUGGGAAUUGGACGAAAGCGAGGAAGCGGUGAUGGCACAAUUUGUUAAUGGACUGCAAGAACGAAUUUCUCGCAAGGUAGAAAGAUUAGUUUACCAUGAGUUGCAGGAACUACUUCAUAUGGCAAUACAAAUUGAACAACAAAUCAACAAGAAGCAAACUCGGGUAAACCGAGCUCGGAUGACCGCACCGAAUCCUCCGACACACCGACCCGAGUACAAGGGCAUUUCCACCGAUGUGAGCCGACCAAGUCUGGACGAAACUCAUGUUAAGUCCAAGGGGAAAUCCAUGGCUACUUAUAAGGAGGAUACAAAGGUAAGUAAAUCGAACACUACUAACCUCCGAACUCGAGAGAUUGUUUGCUACAAGUGUAGGGGACGUGGACAUUAUGCUAAGGAUUGCCCGAAAAAUCGAGUCAUGAUCCUCACCGAUGCGGGAGAGUAUGAAUCAAUGGACGAGGAUGAAGUUGAGAAAGUACAAGAAGAGAUCGAAUACCCGAAUAGUGAAACUAGGGCUUGAAACCGAGAAGCAUCCUCAUCCGUACAAGUUACAAUGGCUUAACAACCAAGGUGAACUUAAGGUAAAUGAGAGAGUCAAAGUUUCAUUUAGCAUUGGGAGAUACCAAGAUGAAGUAUUAUGUGAUGUGGUUCCAAUGCAAGCCGGACACAUUCUUCUUGGACGACCAUGGCAAUUCGAUCGAGAGGUGAAACAUGAUGGUAGGACUAACCAUUAUUCAUUCAUAUAUAACAAACGUAAGAUAUCGUUGGCUCCCCUUAGUCCAUCGCAGGUUCAUGAGAUGCAAGUGAAGUUGUCAAAGGAAGGCGACGACAAAAAGACAAGUUUUUAUGUAAAACCGAGUACGGUAAGUAAUGCGUUAGUCAAUGACCGCUUGGUUUUACUAAUGUUGUUCAAAGAUGCUUUGAGUACAGGCUCCGAACAGAUUGUGCACCCUCCGGAGAUCACAAGACUCUUGGAAUGUUUCCAAGACAUUUUCCCCGAGGAGACACCCGCGGGAUUGCCACCAAUUCGAGGGAUCGAGCGUCAAAUUGAUCUCGUACCGGGAGCACCUCUACCGAAUCGUCCCGCUUAUCGUAUGAAUCCCGAGGAAACUAAAGAACUCCAAAAGCAGGUACAAGAGUUAUUAUCUAAGGGUUAUAUACGCGAAAGCUUAAGUCCUUGUGCAGUGCCGGUUUUGCUCGUACCGAAA